CAGAUAAAUACACGAAAAUGGCGGCGGCUAUGCCCAUUAACCCUAAACCUUUCCUCAACAACCUUACUGGUAAAGCGGUGCUAGUGAAACUAAAGUGGGGGCAUGAGUACAAGGGUUUACUGGUGUCUGCGGAUGGAUACAUGAAUCUGCAACUAGCAAAUACUGAGGAACUUAUUGACGGUGCUUGCACAGGUAAUCUCGGAGAAGUAUUAAUCAGAUGCAAUAAUGUACUCUAUGUAAGAGGAGCGGAAGAAGAAGAUGAGGAAGGAGAAAUGAAAGAAUAACUUGUUCGAGCCUAAGUUAUGUUAAGGUAGAAUAAGCUAUUUUAUAACUUACAAUGAAGCUUGUAUUAUAGUCAACAACCAAUCAACCAUCGUUGGCUAAUUUGUCAUUGUAAUUACAAUCA
Messenger RNA from Hyposmocoma kahamanoa, 406 nucleotides. It is a transcript of the gene SmF, whose product is annotated as small nuclear ribonucleoprotein F. The record is from RefSeq and is a predicted model, not a curated record. Lineage: Eukaryota; Metazoa; Arthropoda; Insecta; Lepidoptera; Cosmopterigidae. Gene Ontology annotation, biological process: mRNA splicing, via spliceosome; spliceosomal snRNP assembly. Gene Ontology annotation, molecular function: RNA binding. Gene Ontology annotation, cellular component: catalytic step 2 spliceosome; U1 snRNP. The transcript is spliced from 2 exons. Bases 18 to 284 code for a protein of 88 amino acids.